This is a messenger RNA of Drosophila obscura, 558 nucleotides long. RefSeq lists its product as uncharacterized. Bases 66 to 512 code for a protein of 148 amino acids. The transcript is spliced from 4 exons. The record is from RefSeq and is a predicted model, not a curated record. NCBI's taxonomy places the organism in Eukaryota, Metazoa, Arthropoda, Insecta, Diptera, Drosophilidae.
CUACUUUCCAUGGAUUGUCAAAAUGUUCGAUUCUGCUGUUGCUCUUGCUGUUGCUUUCUCCAAGUAUGCUCAAGCCUGAGAGAACAUUACUGCUUUGGGCCUAUGUGAUUGCCAUAUUCGACCUGCUCUGCGCCACUCUGUUUGCCGGACUCUGUCUUGGCACGAUCUUUGAGCAUCUAAGUUGGCUUACCAUAUUUGCAGUUAUAUUUGGCAUCUUCUGGAUCUCAAUGAUAUUCGUGCUCUUCAUUGGCAUUUAUGCGCGCAAUCCCAGAUGCCUACGUGCCUGGAUCCUCUUCUCCAUGGGUGGCAUCCUGCUGGAAAUGUGUCUGCUCCUGUACGCCGUUUUCAGCCAGAGCAAAUUCCAAAUUGGGCUGGUCAAAAAUAGCCUGUUUCUCGUAUCGGGAUUGAUUGUGGAACUUAUUUUCCUGUACACCAUCUGUCAGUUCUACAAGGCUCUGGCGCGCUGUAAAGUAUGCCAUCGACCCCUGGAAACCAGAAGCAAUCCGCGAUAAUCGAAUUCCCCUUGGUUUAAUUACAGUUGAUUUAAUGCUUAAGUUA